AUGUCUCGUUUCUUUGUUUCAGGGUAUAACUCAGAAUCUUCAUCAGAAGAAGAGGAUUUAUUAAGUACUUCCGAAGAAGAAGAAUUAGUAUCAUCUUCUGAAGAACAAUCAGAUGAUGAUUUUUUUGAAAAUGAUGAUGAUGAAGAAAGUAGUUCAGAUGAAGAAGGUGGAAGACCAACAGGACCAGCUUAUUUUUUGAAAAAAUCAUUUUUAAAAGGUGGGGAUUCUGACGAUGAAAGUGAUGACGAAGUAAGAACUGCAGUUAGAAGUACAAAAGAUAAAUUAUUAGAUGAUAUGAAAGCAUCAAUUGAAAUUAUAAAUAUAAAUAAAAGAAGUAAUAAUUGGAUUGUUGCUUUAAGUGAAUUCGAAAAAUUAGGAAGAUAUUUGAAUAGAGCAAAUCAACAAAAUUUUGGUACACCUAAAUUUUAUAUUAAAUUAUUAUCAAGUUUAGAUGAUUCUAUAACUGAAACUGGAAAUAAUGAAAAAGAUGAUAAAACAAUGAAAGCUGAUGAGGCAAGAGCUUUUAAUACUUUAAGACAAAGAGUUAAAAAACAAAUCAAAGAAUAUCAAACUUAUUUUGACUUGUAUAAAGAUGUUCCAGAAAAUUUUGAACAAGAAGAUGAACCAUUAGAUGCAGGUUCAAGAACCGAAGAAAAACAAGAUGAAAGUAAAUCAUUAAGUCCAGUAUUUCAAACUUUAAAGCAAGUUAGUGAAAGUAGAGGUAAGAAAAAUAUUGAUAAGGCUGAACAAAUUACAAGUUUGGAAAGUUUAAUUUCAAAUGAUCUUAGUACUUUUGAAUUAAUUUCAAUUUAUCAAAUGUUAUUAUCGUUAAGAUUUGAUGCUUCAUCUUCACAAUUUUUACCAAUUCAAGACUGGCAAAAGAAUAAUGAUGAUAUAAAUAAAUUGUUGGAUAUUUUAUUUGCUUCUAAGGAAUAUCAAGUUAAUGAAAAUGGUGAAUCUACUGACGAAAUUGAUAUUGAACCAACUCCAGUUGAUGGUGUUAAAAUUAUAUAUGGUUCAAUAACAUCAUUAAUUGAUAGAUUGGAUGAUGAAUUUACAAAAUCAUUACAGAACACCGACCCCCAUUCAAUGGAUUAUGUUGAAAGAUUAAAAGAUGAAAGUAGAAUUUAUAAUUUGAUAGUAAGAGGUCAAGCUUAUAUUGAGUCAAUAACACCAUCGCUUGCUAGUGAACAAUUAGCUAGAAUUGUAUUAAGAAGAUUAGAACAUAUUUAUUAUAAACCAAAUCAAUUAAUUCAAGGUAAUGAAGUUGAAACUCAAAUCGGGAAAGGAAGUUCUGAUGAAAUAAUUGAUUCAUUAAGUGAAUAUUUGAGAAACAAUGACAAUAGAAUAUUUGGUAAACAUGCCAUACUAUACUCCAUCUACUAUUAUGCUGUCAAUAAUCAAUAUAAAAAAGCCAAAGAUUUGUUCUUAUCUGCACAAUUUGGUAACAUCAAUUCAUUAGAAUCAUCAUUACAAGUUCAAUAUAACAGAGCAUUAGUUCAACUAGGUUUAAGUGCUUUCAGAUCUGGUGAAAUUGAAGAAUCUCAUAGAAUUUUAAAUGAAAUUGUAAAUUCUCAAAGAUCAAAAGAAUUAUUAGGUCAAGGUUUUAAUAGCAAAUUUCCAAAUCAAGCUACUUUAGUUGAAAGACAAAAAUUAUUACCAUUCCAUCAACAUAUUAAUUUGGAAUUAUUAGAAUGUGUUUACAUGACAUGUUCAUUAUUAAUUGAAAUUCCAGCAUUAGCAGCAGCAUCAAAUACAAAAGAUAAAAGAAAGAACACAUCCUUAAAAUCAUUCAAGAGUAAACUUGAGUUUCAUGAUAGACAAUUUUUCACAGGUCCACCUGAAAGUAUUAAAGAUCAUAUAGUUCAUGCAUCAAUUGCAUUACAAAAGGGAGAUUGGUUAAAAGCAUAUGAUUUAUUAUCAUCAAUCAAAAUAUGGAGAUUAUUCCCAGAUAAUGAUGAUCUUUUAGCGAUGAUGAAAAAUCAAUUACAAAUCGAAGGGUUGAGAACUUAUAUCUUCACUUACAAGCCAGUUUAUUCAAAAUUAUCAAUUUCAAAAUUAAGUACAAUUUUUAAAUUAUCAGAUGAUAAAGUUAUAGAAAUUUUGAGUAACAUGGGUGAACAAGUUGUUGAUGGAUUUGUCAAUUUUUCAAAUACUCCACAAAGAUCAAAAUUACAAGAAUUAGCUAUAUUAAUGAAUGAAAAAAUACAAUUACUUACUGAAAAGAAUGAAAAAACUUCUUCAAAUGGUUAUGGUAAAAAACAAACUACUCAAACUCAACAACAAAAUCAAGGUCAACAAAAUCAACAACAACAACAACAACAACUGCAACAAAAUCAACAAUCAGGUCAACAAUCAGGUCAACAACAAACUCAACAAGGUCAAGCACAGCAACAACAACAACAAGCUCAAGGACAACAACAACAACAACAACAACAAUCUCAAUCUCAACAAACACAUCAAUCAUCUCAUCAACAACAUCAACAAUCUCAACAAUCACAAAAUGAAGAAAAUAAAUUUAGAUAUGCUAAUGUCAAUUCAAAUAAUGACGAAUUUCAAGUCACUGCAUAA
This is a messenger RNA of Lodderomyces jiufengensis, 2571 nucleotides long. It is a transcript of the gene NIP1, whose product is annotated as translation initiation factor eIF3 subunit c. Gene Ontology annotation, biological process: translational initiation. The coding region runs from base 1 to 2571 and encodes 856 amino acids. Gene Ontology annotation, molecular function: translation initiation factor activity; translation initiation factor binding; RNA binding. NCBI's taxonomy places the organism in Eukaryota, Fungi, Ascomycota, Pichiomycetes, Serinales, Debaryomycetaceae. The transcript has a single exon. Gene Ontology annotation, cellular component: eukaryotic translation initiation factor 3 complex. The record is from RefSeq and is a predicted model, not a curated record.